This is a messenger RNA of Anthostomella pinea, 651 nucleotides long. Lineage: Eukaryota; Fungi; Ascomycota; Sordariomycetes; Xylariales; Xylariaceae. The record is from the annotation of a GenBank genome assembly.
AUGGACCCGGACUGUGCCAUCUGCCAAGCCCCUGCCAACCUCCAGUGCGACUGCGAGGCGAAGGGCCUUGAGCAGGCUGUCCGGCAAGCAGAGGAUCGUAUGAUGGCAUCGAUGUACCAACAAAUACGUACUUGGGUGCGAGGACAUGCUCAAGAUUAUAUACUCGAGUAUUUCAGGCUGAUGACGGAGCGGAGGAAAGCUUCACACGCACAACAUCUGGAACGUUUAACAGCACAUGCUUACCACUACUAUCACGCACCCCCGCAUCCGAACGAGAUCGCGGUAGCCCAGGGAGCCCUGAAGCGAGGAAUCGACGAGGAUUGGCAAGCUAGCGUCCAGCGGUACCCAGAGGUGCUGGAGUACUUCUUCAACCUCGUCGACCUGACGCUUCCUAGUGACGACGACCCAGCUGUCAAGGAUCCGCCUCUGAGUGCGUUGAACGGCGGAUCUCGGAAGUCUGGAAGGCGGGCUUCGACUGUAGCACCGGAGAGCUUCCACGAGAGGGAGCGUAACGUCCACCUCUCCAGGAGAACGCCGCCGCCGAACGUAGGAAACCCAAUGGCACCACCCCCAGGCUCACGAAGACAUCCGGGCUUUCGAGCCCCACCGCCUCCUCCGACGAUGAGUUAUGGUUAUGGUGGUGGUUAUUGA